Molecule: messenger RNA, 543 nt
Organism: Aspergillus chevalieri
Lineage: Eukaryota; Fungi; Ascomycota; Eurotiomycetes; Eurotiales; Aspergillaceae
Exons: 1
Coding region: 1-543 (180 amino acids)
Biological process (GO): carbohydrate transport; transmembrane transport
Cellular component (GO): membrane
Molecular function (GO): carbohydrate:proton symporter activity
Source: RefSeq, a predicted model, not a curated record
AUGACCAUCACCUUCGCCUGUCUCAUCCCCAGUGGUGACGGCGCCAAGAAGGGUGCUGUGUUCGGUCUGUUCCUAUACAUGGCCUGCUUCGGUGCUACCUGGCUCCCUCUCCCCUGGUUGUACCCUGCUGAACUCUCCCCCAUCAAGACCCGCGCGAAGGCCAACGCUGUCUCCACCUGCAGUAACUGGCUGUUCAACUUCACUGUCGUCAUGAUCACGCCUGUCAUGGUUGACCGGAUCCAGUGGGGAACUUAUCUUUUUUUCGCAGCCCUCAACGCCUCGUUUAUUCCCGUUAUCUACUUCUUCUACCCUGAGACAGCAAACCGCAGUCUGGAAGAGAUUGACUUGAUUUUCGCCAAGGGAUUUGUCGAGAACAUGUCUUAUGUCAAGGCUGCCAAGGAGCUGCCCAAGUUGUCCGACGAGGAGGUCGAAGCUAUGAACAACGAGUUUGGUAUUGGCAGCGGCGACUCGUGUGGUACCGGUGGUUCUACUGAUGAGGUUGCCACUGAGAAGGGGGCUGCUCAGCACCAGCAGGAGGCCUAA